AUGCGGGCGUACUAUAGGGCGAAAGGGGAAGAAACUGCGGGGAUAGCGUAUCGGGCUCGGAUGCAUUGCUUUUUUGCUGAGCUGGAGCCGUCUAUUCCCGUCACGGAACAAAACCUGGCAGACCGAGUUCGGUACAUCAUGCGCUCGAAAAUAUUCGAUGAUGCCGAGCUCGAACGACUACGACGUGAGGCCAUUCCCUCAUCGAAUGAAUUGGCUACGGCUGGGGAUGAGGCUCCUCAGGCGACAGACCAGCUGCCACGAGUAGAAGCCGCCAUGGAUCUUCCAGUUGUGGGUGAUUCAGACGAUGAUGAAAUGGUCUCCCACGAACUAGAGCAAAUGAGGAGUAUAUUGGAAGAGGCGAUUUUAGAAACGCGCAGCAUGCCUCUCGAAAAUCGACCGCGACUUCCCCCGCAUACCCCUAAGCAAGCGAAAUCGGGCUGUCGUGAGGGCUCUUAA
Messenger RNA from Parnassius apollo (apollo), 456 nucleotides. The record is from the annotation of a GenBank genome assembly. Lineage: Eukaryota; Metazoa; Arthropoda; Insecta; Lepidoptera; Papilionidae.